Molecule: messenger RNA, 1294 nt
Organism: Gopherus flavomarginatus (Mexican gopher tortoise)
Lineage: Eukaryota; Metazoa; Chordata; Testudines; Testudinidae
Gene: CHCHD6
Product: coiled-coil-helix-coiled-coil-helix domain containing 6
Exons: 8
Coding region: 99-851 (250 amino acids)
Biological process (GO): cristae formation; DNA damage response
Cellular component (GO): mitochondrion; MICOS complex
Source: RefSeq, a predicted model, not a curated record
UGUUGGUCGGUGAACUAGGGAGAGUUUGUGUAGGUGAGGAGGUUGUGUGCCCCAGCUUGAGGGACAGGGUGGGCUAACCCCCAUCCAGCCCCGCCGGCAUGGGGAGUAGCGAGAGCAGCCACGGGAACAGGAAGGUCUCGUUCGGCCUGGAUGAGCAGGAGCGAGUGCGGGUGCUGCAGGGCAUCAGGCUCUCUGAAGAUGUAGUGAACCGAAUGAAGGAAACGUCUCAACUUAAAGGGGACCAGAGACCAUCUUCCUUUCCUCCUCCUUCAUCCCGUGACACGGCAUCAUCACCACAAGCUGCAGAAGGGAAGCCCAAGUUUACUUCAGGAAUCCAUCCACCAACUGCCAGUAGCUCUGGUCGGAAGCCCUCUGAGGCAGAGGAGGACCUAUACAAGAGGUAUGAGCGAGAGCAGGCACUGGUCCAAGAGGAACUGCUCCGGCUGGCCAAGAGGGAACGGGAGGCAGCCAGCGAGUCUUUCAGUACAACCCUCCAACGGGAAAAGAACAGCACCAAUGAAGAGAGGCAGAAAGCAAUUCAGCUGCCUGCGGAUUUGGAUGCCUGGGCACGGGAGCUACAGUGCAAGGAGAUGGAGUUGAAACGACGGGACGCCUUCUGUAAGGAGCAGUUGGCCCGUAUUGAGAGGAAGAAUGCUGAAAUCUACAAGCUGACAUCAGAGCAAUUCCAUGAGGCAGCCACUGGUGCAGAGAACCACAUAAAGAACUGUUGGUUAAUUAUGGAUAAACCCCGGCAGCCACCAAAGAGCAGAGAACAGAGACCACAGAGGCCAUUGGAAGCCCAACAUCCUUCUGGAUUUAUGCUGACCAAAAUCGGUGCCUUCUGUCUGUAGCAGUCCAAGAAAACGACAUGAUUCCUCUUCUGAACGCCUGCAUGUAUCUGUCUCACUGGAUGUUUUUGGAGUUGGGGCAGGGGGAGGCCUUGAGCGGCAGCACAGUUCUGCCAAAUGUGCUUCAACCUUUAUAUUUGUUCAUUGUGAAAAGAAGCCUGUCAAUCGUAAGUGCCCACAGCACAGCAAGUAGCUUAGAGGCCCAUGUGACUCAAGGCCCAGUUAACUCCGUACUAGUUUUGGUUUCACUUAUGCAACCUGUGUUUCCAGUGCUGUUGCCUUUGUCCUUGUGCUCCAGAGAAAGGCAUCUGAAGUAUUGGGGGAAGCAACCCUGACCUGCUUGUUAGGAUUAACUGUUCCUAGCAUGCUCUUGUUGUUAACACCAGCAGACACAUUCCUUCCCUUCCAAGGCUCCCCCCUAAGAACAAUAAACUGUCUAAUGGUCA